AUGUUGGUCUUAUCUUCCGUUGGAAGCCAAAUUGUCGCCUCAAAACAGCUCUGCCGUGCUCCCCGAUCUAUUUAUGCUGGUCUGACGUUGGCAGUGAUCAGAAGGAUUUGUGAGCAAAAUGUUAGGGUGCGCCUAGAACGGAGAGUGAAGCGACUUAUUGUGUCCAAGUUCGUAAUCAUCGGUACUAUCAAAAACCUUCUCAUAAUGAAUGCAUGCAAUGUCAUUGAAUGUAAUGCGCCUAAUGAAGCAACCCCGUUUCUUUUUCCCACUCAGAGCUCGAAUAAUCUCCAGGCGUCUCUGUAUGCGCGUGUCCGAGUCCCUUAUCAGAAACGAGUCAGUGGUAAUUUGCUCCACCAGUCGCCGCACUCUUCCGUCAGAGAGACAUACCCUCUGGCCGGUAACAAGUGUUUCCUUGAUUCGCAUCGCCUUGGCACCUCCAUAUCCAUUGACAACCUAAGUCCUUCUUCCCAGUCAUUAACCACAGUCCCCGCGGCCGUGUUGACGGGCGUUGGCGGCGUCUAUGAGAACCGCACCUCGCGAGGCCUGGCACGUGUCUCUGGCUGGCCGGAUCAACUUCGCAUCCGAAAGGGUCCGAAAGGAGGGAAGAGCUGCGAUAUGGCGAGUGAUGAUCUCGACCUGGCCCGACUGGCUAGGCCGGUGUACUCUGGGCCCAAACAGUGCCGCCGCCAGGGCGCCCGACAACCCUGCCUGCAAAAGUCGGUCGACGAGGGCCCGGCGUCUCCACGGACAGCCUUUACAGCCACGGCUGCCGGCGACCUCGGGACUCGGACGGGACGCAGUUGCCGCCUGCUGGCCGGCAGGCGAGCCUACAGUCCAGACCAGCCGGACUCGGGUCGGCGCGACCUCGUACCGGCUUUGGCCGGUACGCAGGCCCGUAGAGCGACUGUUGGUCCUGCCUGGCCGACUCGAUCGCCGGGGGAGACUAUCGCACCCGGACUCAGGCUCGGCCUCGAUCUAGAUUUCGAACUCCUGCAGCCCCACCAUCACACGCUCCACGGCGCCAACUCAAUC
Molecule: messenger RNA, 1032 nt
Organism: Protopolystoma xenopodis
Lineage: Eukaryota; Metazoa; Platyhelminthes; Monogenea; Polystomatidea; Polystomatidae
Source: the annotation of a GenBank genome assembly